Messenger RNA from Bolinopsis microptera, 1009 nucleotides. Its product is annotated as tRNA-uridine aminocarboxypropyltransferase 2-like. NCBI's taxonomy places the organism in Eukaryota, Metazoa, Ctenophora, Tentaculata, Lobata, Bolinopsidae. The record is from RefSeq and is a predicted model, not a curated record. Bases 34 to 771 code for a protein of 245 amino acids. The transcript has a single exon.
UUAGUAUGAAACCAUUGUCUAGUUGCUUGAUAAAUGGAUGACUUGUUUAACGAGUUUCCUGUAUCAGAAGAAUUGUUCGAAGAACCAGUUCAAAGACCAUCUUGUUCUGUUUGUGCUCGACCUCUGCCUGUUUGUGUAUGCCAUUUAAUAACCAAAGAAUUGCAGGUUGCAACCAAAGUAAUAGUUCUUCAACAUCCUGCUGAACAGAAUAGACAGCUUAGAACUGUGCCUCUGCUUGAAGCUUCAUUAGAGAAAGACAAAUGUAUGGUACUGGUUGGAAAAAGAUUUAAAAAUCUCGAAGAGAUAUUAUCAGUGCCAACAGCUUUACUUUUUCCUGGCAAAGAUGCCACUGAUUGCAGUGAAAUUAUUCCUGGUACCUAUAAGCAACUUAUAUGUCUGGAUGGAACAUGGCCUCAAGCUCGUAGACUUUACCAGAAGAAUCGUCAAUUGCACAACAUUCCUAAAGUUAUGUUAAAUUCUCCUCGUAAGAGUGUCUAUUUAAUUCAUUCGCAACCUACAGCACAUCACCUCAGUACCUUGGAAUCAGUGGCCAGAGCAAUUCAAGAAAUGGAAAAACUCGACGGCUUAGAGGAGAAACUGAUUGCUCCUUUGAAAGAGAUGGUCAGAACACAAUUUAGACAUGGUGCUUGUGCCCAUAGUACACAGGACGAAGCUAAGGCAAUUCGAAAACAACAGGUAAAAGAUGGAGAAGCAGAAAAAGACUUCACCAUUGCGCUCCAAUUAGAUAAUUUUGAUUAUGACUCCUUUUGAUAAAACUGAUCAUAAAACUACCAAGCUUGUUCAUAUUACGGCAAAUUCUAGAUAACUGUACCUUUUGCUUUUUGACCCUCAAUUUACCGUGAACAAAUUAAUCAAAUCAUGGUCACCAGAAACCAGUAAUUAAUACAAUUUGAUCAGAUUGACAUUUUUUAUUUAGCCAGGCUAUUGCAUUAUAUGUUGAUUGGCAAUGGAUUUUUAUAUGUUUUUUUUGUGGUAUUAUCAAGUUGAC